AUGGUUAUAUUAAAUGCCUACUGCUUCAAUUCCCGCAAACAGCAGCAACUGAAUAUGAACCAUAGAUCGAAGAGGGAUUGGGAUAUCAAUGAUGCUGUUGUGCCGCAAGUAAAUGAAUCGGAUUUUGAUGAAUUUAAUGAAUGGACCGACGGUCAUGUACGUCUUAUAUAUCCCCUUAGUAAUGAGGAGGCCAAAAAACAUAUAUCCGGUUGGGCCAUGCGCAAUACCAACAAUCAUAAUGUUAACAUUUUAAAGAAAAGUUGUUUAGGAGUUUUGGUCUGCUCACAAAAUUGCACCCUCUCGAAUGGCAAUAGAAUUAAUUUAAGGCCGGCCAUAUGUGAUAAAGCUAGAAGAAAGCAGGAAGGCAAGGCCUGUCCCAAUAAGACCUGUAGAGGAGGCAGACUUGAAAUCAAACCCUGUCGUGGUCAUUGUGGUUAUCCGGUCACUCACUUCUGGCGGCAUUCUACUAAUGCCAUAUUCUUUCAAGCCAAAGGAGUACAUGAUCAUCCUAAGCCAGAACCUAAGAAUUCCAGUGUUUCGAAGAGAGCGUUUGGUAGAGUAUCCCUAGUAAGCAGAAACUCUACAGCGGUUACCAGUAAAGCGACAGGUAAAAAGUCUUCUCUGGUUAAUAACUUGAGUUCCAGUUUAAGGCAAAUGAAAAGUCACAGCUCUUUUCUAAAUAAAGUAUUAAAACGCUCCACUAAAACCACAAAUGCCAUGUCACAUACAGCAGCCUUGGAAAUAUAUCAAUUCAAUACUUGCAACAAAUGUACCACCCGUUCACAAUGCACCUGUGUUAUAGAACCUUUAAAUAAUACAUCAAGUCUAAACUAUAGCAAUCCCUUGCAUCAUUAUGAAUCAUUAACUGCCUCGGUACCUCAUCAAAACUAUACACACACACAUACACAUAAUAUUUACCAGAGCAGCAGUGAAAGUUCGAAUACAAAAUGUGAACCCACAGCCCUAUUAACCGUUAAUCAUCAGCAUAUCACCUAUAAUUAUCCCAUAUAUCAUCAUACUUCUUUGAAUAACCCUACAGCAGCUAUGGCUCCUUCCCCUAAAACCGCCGCAGAUCAGACGUUACACUCUUGCAACACUUCCCCCUCCUCUGCUGUAAACAGUGUAACACAUUAUGCCAACGAAACUCUGGAACCCGCUAAAAUGUCCUAUCAUCAUUAUCACACCACAGCGGCCUCAGGUUAUGGCUCGGAAUCUUCUUUGUGCUACAAUAAUAACUGUGAUGGCAUCUCCAACUUUAAUACAAACUUAACAGCAAACUAUGACUAUGAUUUACACCCGCCACCUCCAGCAGCAACAGCCUCCUUAAGCUCCCGACAUUUAAGCACACAUAAUGCUAAUCUAGAGCUGCAGGUUCCAGAGCUAAAGCAACCUUAUCCUAGCCAUACAACAGAAACGUCUGAAUUCAUUAAUUAUGCAGAUUUAAAAUACUCCCCUAGACAGCCCGCAGCAGCUGCCGCGCUCCCCGAAGUGCUUAAUAAUGAACCAGAAUUCAUAAACUAUUCAGAGCUAAAACAUUAUCCUCAUAUCAUGGAGUCUUCACAGGCAAUAGCGGAAACUAAACCCUCCAAAGUAAACACAAAUGAGCAGCCUUCCCACCUUUACCAGCACUCGCAUAAUAGAUCAGUUGAAACCAACAGCCACAACUACGAUAACUGUUACUAUGCCAGCGCAACACGCACCAAACAGGAAAAAACUAAAGAAAAAUUUCAUAUGGACACCACCUCCCAUAAUUCCACUACAGCUAAUAGUUAUGAUUACGACUAUAAUCCUUCUACUAACAAUUAUUUUCCCCUGGCUACUGGACCCCCUAGUAAUAAUAACAGUUAUGCCACACUUAAUAACUACUAUGAUACAGGACCCUCAAACGCCUCACAGGCCCAUUCCACUGCGCUUUAUGACUACAAUGGCUCGCCUUCAUCUUCGUAUGCUUCGUCGUAUAGUUAUGAUCAAAUGAAUACACGCGGUACUAGUUUAAUGGCCGGUCCACCACCCUGUCACACUUAUGCUCAUUAGUUUUAAGGCAACGAACGUAAAGAAUUUUAUUCUAUUUAAUAUUUAAGAAAUAUUUUUCGUCUAUUCUUCUUUUUUGUUGGCAUUGAAUGUUAAAUUGGGAAAAAAUAAAAAAAAUUAUUACUGAUAAAAA
This is a messenger RNA of Lucilia sericata (common green bottle fly), 2164 nucleotides long. RefSeq lists its product as uncharacterized. NCBI's taxonomy places the organism in Eukaryota, Metazoa, Arthropoda, Insecta, Diptera, Calliphoridae. Gene Ontology annotation, cellular component: nucleus. The record is from RefSeq and is a predicted model, not a curated record. Gene Ontology annotation, biological process: regulation of transcription by RNA polymerase II; gliogenesis. Gene Ontology annotation, molecular function: DNA-binding transcription activator activity, RNA polymerase II-specific; RNA polymerase II cis-regulatory region sequence-specific DNA binding. The transcript has 3 exons. Bases 1 to 2034 code for a protein of 677 amino acids.